UUCGAAUGGAUUUCCUGCAACUAUGUUUUCAGGCGUGGGUGAGAAGACGGUAAUGGUAAGACCCUCCACGUCGACCUUUUUUUAUUUUGUUGGCUCUUUAGAAGGCUUAUCAUCUAGGAGAUGGAAACGUGUCUGUCUGCACGUUGCAAUAAUUGACGGGGACUGCAUGUCUUUGAAACUCAGGGUAGUAGGCUUGACUUAUUCCAGAAUUGCAAAAUACAACAGAGAUAUUUCAGGGCAAUACAAGAAAGGAACAGAUCGCAAUUAUCAGAAAGAAAAGUGUAGCAGUGCCAUGAGAUAUUGGUGGCAAUCAUUCAGCAGCUAUCCCUUCACUAUUAUAGUUUCUUCACUCAGUGCCAUGAUAAAUGGAUCAAUCACCAUCCCGACAAGCUCCACUGCCAUGAGCGGCUCAUUAAAUGAAGGUGAGUCAUGUAGAUUCAACCGUUACCUCCGGAAGAUUUGGCAAUGGGACAAGGGUCUCGUUGGUUGCGCAGCGACAGAUUGUUCUUGGCGUCGGGAUCAAUCAUCACAGUCGGGGUCCCGAAUCGGUAUAGUCGACAGCCUGAGGCAGAUAGCCAUUUCGUAUUAAGGAUAAUAAUCAAUUACCAUCUAAGAGAGGCUCAGGUAUGAUCAUGCGUGCUUGGAAUAGCUUGUCCAGCACAGACAGCUUAGCGGGGGGUUUGUUUGGUCCCGAACUGGUAUUACAACUUCCAAGACCAUGAAGAACAGCGGCCUAGAUCAAUCUCCUGGGGGUUCUCAGCGUUCCCCUUCUAUUUGCCAUGCCAUGAUCCUUCAUCUCUUUCGUGGGCUGUUUGCAGGAGCAGCCUUCCAAUGUUAAGAACCGCAUCACAGCCGACGUAGUUUCAAGGGGUAAAGUUGAUUCAUCUCGGGCAGAACACCCCAAGCUAGCAACAGCCAGACGAAGAUUAAUGGAGAACUAUAAUAAUAUGAGCUGCCGGCAAAGACUUGUUCCGUUUUCCUUCUCAGAAGGAGGUUUAUUUAGGACUUGAUACACAUCACGCAACCCUAAAGUGUUCUCGCCGCAGAAUAAUUGUGCUAUUCAUAUAACCCACACAUGCAGAUUGCAAUGCGGGUGGCAGUGCAAUUGAGCAGCACAAAUGGGAGAAAUUCGGGAGCCUUGGUGCUUCAGAGAAGUGGGGUUGAGAUCGAUACUUACAUCUCCAGAACAAAUCAGACAAUCUACGUAGAUUGGCUUAUUUUUGCAAGAAGAGCGAGUUCCAUGGUUGCUCUGCUCGGCGUCAUCAUGAAACCCACGAAAUCCUGGUACGCGCCAAUCGCCGCCUAGACUGCGGCGCCUUGUUCUGCUGAGUCAGUAGACGACACGCAAGCCAUCUCGAGCGGGUUUCUAUUCUUGUCUCCAUUACCCUCUCGACAUCGAUCUCGACUCGACUGCCACAGCCAAAUUAUCAUCUAGCAUCGACUUGAUCUGCCUCAUAACCAUCCGCUCGCCUCCAUCUUUCGCCCCGUUACCCCAUCGACAUCCUAUGACUUCGGUUUUGCGGCUGUCCUGCGAUAGCCAUAUCUCCCAUUAGACUUCCACCAUCUUCCGAGAUAUUGCAAUUGAACCCCCCUUAUCAUCGACCCUCCUUUACCAUCUUUGUUCUUCUCCUCUUUCAAGUUACGACGGGUCAUUGACUUGACUUUACCGCAAAUCGGUUUCUUACGCAAGAACUAGCGCGUGCUGCUUCUCACUAUGGCCGCCCUAGCGGAGCAUCCCGUCGUCACCUCCUCGUCCUCUCCUAUGCCCACAAUGAACACCUGUUACGAUCCCGACAUCGAUACUUUCCUGAACCUCGAUCAACUCACCUAUACAUCCCCCGAACCCACUAGAACGAAGUCCGAACUAGCGAGUCAUCCGUCCGUCUCCAGUACCGACUAUAGCGCCAACGAACUUCGAAGUGCCAGUUUCGCUUCCAGCAGCCAGUCCCCACUGGCUUUCCAAGGCCCCAGCCAUCAAUAUGAUGAGCAUAAACAGCAGACGGGUCUUCCUCCAGGCGCACUCGCACACGCAAUGGCCUUCAAUGCCAAUGAAAUGGGGUUUGGUGCUGGAAACCAGACCUAUCCUCUGAACGGAGACAUGGUGGCUAGUCAUCAAUUACAGCGCGAUGGCUCUGGUCUUGACUUUGGUCGUACACCUACGCGCAAUCCGUCGGAGAUGGAUCUGGAGUCCGAUAAUGUGCCAGCCGUACCAACUUAUUACUUCACCCCGAAUCCAAACAGGGGUCAGUUUGUAGAUCCCAGUGCCUUGAACGGCCAAGAGGCUGUGAACAUUGGGCCUUCGACACAAGUUGGCCGUAUGUAUCCUGGAAUGCAUCAGCAGCAGGCUGCGAUGGCCAGGGCGGCCGCUCAACAACAGAGACAUCAUGAAUUUCUCCGUCAGCAACAAUUGUUUCAACAACAACAACAGCAGCAGCAGCAACAGCAACAUCAGCGUAUAGAACAGCACCUGACCCAAUCCAGACCUUUGCGUCACCCAGAUCCGGAAAUUGAAGAACGUAUCACUCGUCUUCUCCAGCAGAUGAAACGUACUCCAGUUACACCAGAAAGCACUCCUGGUCCUUCUUCCAUUUUACCGCAGCUGGCGAAGAUUAGGAAGGAAGAACAGGACAUGGAUGAAGAUGAGAGGCUGCUCGCUAGCGAAGAGGGGAAGAAGCUCAGCAGUAAAGAACGUCGCCAGCUUCGAAAUAAGGUGUCUGCGCGCGCUUUCCGUUCACGACGAAAAGAAUACAUAACCCAGCUUGAAAGCGAGGUUACCGCUAAAACAACAGAAGCCCAUGAUCUCCGUCUUCGGAACCGCGCUCUCCAGGAGGAAAACGGCCGUCUUACGGAUUUGGUCAGACUGCUCCUGUCAUCGCCCCAGUUUUCUACGUUCUUGGACGAGCUGAGUGUCUCUGGACUCCCUCCGCCGCCAUCUACCACGUCUCAGGCUCCUCAGGUUCAGCCACGGCUACCUCAGCAGCAAGAACCGCAUCCCCCAACCGUGGCGCGGCAGCCAGUACAAACUGAAGCCACCAAGGAUGUAAACACGAACCUCAACUCUCAAGAGAUCCAAAUGCAACAGAACGCCCAAGUUGGCAUGGUGAUCGUCCCAAGCCACCAGGUUGAAAUGUCCUCCGUGGAUAUGACCACUGCAGGUUGGAACUCGGGAAUUGAUAUGAACUAUGGCAACACGCCUAUCUUUGCGGUAUUAGAUGUGCCACAAGGGCCGGCUGUUGAUACUGAAGUUCUUUCUGGAAAGUCGUUGGAUUUCGCUGGUUCAUACAGCAUAGAAACCAAAGAAGAGGUGCCUUGCCUUGAGUUGCCCCCUGUAGUCGAGGAGUCGAACGGAGAUUCUGGUAUGAGCAGUGCUGAUUCCGGAAUUGACAUCGAUGAAUCGGACCCAGCUUUUGCUUUAUUCAUGGAUUCUCCGGCUUCUCCAGCUUCUGCCCCAUCCGAUCCGUUCGGCGGUCCUUUCAACAACGUUCAUUUUGAGAAAGGCUGCGUUUCAUUCCAACUUGUUGUGGGAGAGGACCCUGAGGACUUGGCCAGGGCUGCAGCAACGAGUCACUUUGUGCGUCUAUGCCACAGCAUGGAGGCUGCUUUCCAACGCGUUUCGAUGGUGACCUCCCAUCUCUCGUGAUUACAUAUAUUUUAGAAGCGAGCUUUUAGGAAGUCUUACCCUUCUCGGGUUUUCAUUCUUUGACAUUAUAGAACUUCCUCUUUCCGUUCUUUGGUGGUAGUAUAAUUUGUGUCUGGUGUGCAAAUGGUGUACUAGUUUCCGAAUCCCACUUCUCCGUUAGACUACAGAACCUUUCCUUUGUUCAUGCAAAUAUGUGCCUUUUUUUUUUAUCUCUCUCUCUCAUUUCGUGGAAUUUCGUGAUUCAAUCCCUUGCUCAUUCUAUCUUGUGCUCUUGUCUUGUAUUUGAACUGGACAUAUGUGUAUUUCAUAGGGGACAGAGGACUCAAGAAACUAAGUCCAUUAUGAAAUUGAGCAGUAAACAGCUUCAGG
Monascus purpureus is the source of this 4009-nucleotide messenger RNA. The record is from the annotation of a GenBank genome assembly. NCBI's taxonomy places the organism in Eukaryota, Fungi, Ascomycota, Eurotiomycetes, Eurotiales, Aspergillaceae.